This is a messenger RNA of Suillus subaureus, 4719 nucleotides long. RefSeq names its product Sec63-domain-containing protein. NCBI's taxonomy places the organism in Eukaryota, Fungi, Basidiomycota, Agaricomycetes, Boletales, Suillaceae. Bases 1 to 4719 code for a protein of 1572 amino acids. Gene Ontology annotation, molecular function: nucleic acid binding; ATP binding. The transcript has 23 exons. The record is from RefSeq and is a predicted model, not a curated record.
AUGUCUAUUCUCCAGCAUCUUGACCAGUUGAUGUCCGCUCCUGGCGAACAUGCUGUUCAGAACUUCAAUGAUACCAAACAACUGGACGACUGGAUAAUGCCCAAGUCGUUCACGAGUCCAGAUGUCAAUGACGAUCUAGAACAGGAUUCUCGAAACUCCAUUACGGAUGUCUUUAUCACUGGUCAGAAAUUGUCGCUACCCACGCCUGAGCACCUAAUAGGUAGAUUGUCAAGCAAACCAAAGGAAGUUCUAGAGCAUAUUUCUGGUAUUCUGUCGACUACACUGCCCGAUGAUGUCAUAUCAGGCGAGCUCGCUGAUCUGGUUGGCUUUGAUGACAUCGAAAUUGUUGCAGAAUUGCUUGCCUCUAGAUCUUACUUUGUGGAUGCAUUAUCUGGACGAGAAAAAACGACAUUUAAAAUCUCGACCUCAGAGAAAGCGAAAACAGGCACUGUAGUUACCAGCCUUGCUCCGCAGGAUAUUCGUCGCCGCCUGGAAGGGACUCUCAGGGCGAAUGCAUCUCGUCCUUUGUUUACUGGUGUGGCACAAGAAGCUCCAGAAGUGCUUCCACAUGUAUACUCUGCGUCUAUGAUGCAAGGCGGUUUGCUUUCACAAUUCGGUACCAAGUACGCACGUCCACUCGGAACUACAACACAUGACUACGAGGAAUAUGAGGAAAUCAUCAUUCCUCCUGCCAAAGUCGUUCCACCCAGGACAUCCGAAAGGCUCAUUCUUGUCAACGAACUCGAUGAUUUGGCUAGAGGCUCAUUCCCUGGAUAUUCUUCCUUAAAUCGCAUACAGUCUAUCGUCUAUUCAACCGCUUAUGAAUCAAAUGAGAAUAUCCUGGUUUGCGCUCCUACUGGUGCUGGUAAAACUGAUAUUGCGAUGCUAACAAUUCUUCGGGUUCUCAACCAGCACCGAUCACCCAUCAGUCCAUCAUCACCUCUGCAUGCUUCAAUAGAUCGCAAUGCCUUUCAGAUUAUCUAUGUUGCACCUAUGAAAGCUCUGGCUUCUGAGAUCGUUCGAAAGCUGGGGAAAAGACUGAAAUGGCUCUCUAUACAGGUCAAGGAAUUGACAGGGAUGGGAAUUCUCUCUGAUACAUGCACCGCCUUCAUAGUCACUACACCUGAAAAAUGGGAUGUCGUAACUCGAAAGCCCACUGGCGAAGGAGAGUUAGCUUCAAAGUUGAAGCUUUUGAUCAUUGACGAGGUACAUCUUUUGAAUGAAGAACGUGGGGCUGUCAUCGAAACUAUCGUUGCGCGCACGUUGCGACAGGUCGAGUCAAGUCAAUCUGUCAUUAGGAUAGUGGGGCUCAGUGCAACGUUGCCAAACUAUUUGGAUGUCGCCGAGUUCUUGCACGCGUCCCGAUAUAAAGGACUCUUUUUCUUUGACUCUUCCUUCCGACCGGUACCUUUGGAGCAGCACUUCAUUGGAGUUCGAGGAAAGCCUGGAAGCACACGAUCUAAAACGAACCUUGACCGCGUCACGUACGAGAAAGUUUCCGAACUAGUACAACAGGGACACCAAGUAAUGGUGUUCGUUCAUGCGCGUAAAGAAACAGUGAAAGCGGCGCAGGCUUUGAAGGAUGCGGCGACAAUAGAUGGCACAUUGGAGGAUUACAACUGCGAGGAACAUCCUCAAUGGUCAUUUUUCCGAAGGAAUAUAGGAGAUUCUAGGAACAAGGAGAUGAAGCAACUUUUUGAUCUUGGAUUUGGUAUUCAUCAUGCCGGUAUGCUGCGAUCCGAUCGAAACAUGAUGGAGAGGAUGUUCGAAGCUCGAGCUAUCAAGGUCAGUGGUAUUGACGGGGAAAUGACGCAGGUGGAAGUUAAUAUAUCGGAGGAAGGUUCUUUGUUGUACAGCGACUCUCGCGUGGGGAGUCAACUUGCCUGCUCAUGCAGGAGUCAAGUUGUAAUCAAAGGUACUCAGUUGUACGACAGUGCAAAGGGAUCCUUCGUCGAUCUCUCGGUUUUGGAUGUAUUGCAAGUGUUUGGCCGUGCUGGUCGGCCUGGUCUCGAGACAAGUGGUGAAGGAUACAUCUGUACUACUGAAGAUAAGCUCGUACACUAUGUUGAUGCCAUAACGUCACAGAAUCCGAUUGAAUCUCGGUUCAUUUCAGGCAUUGAAAACGCACUGAACGCCGAGAUUGCUCUUGGUAUGUCUCGGGACGAUGUGGCAGAAGAUCCCCAUUUAGGCCAGAAGCGAAAUUCUCUAGUCAUGACAGCGGCUCGAAGACUGGCUAGUGCGGGGAUGAUAAACCUUACUGAAAAAACUAGUACGUUUUCGAUAACGGACCUUGGCAGGAUAGCGGCCAAGUACUACAUUCGAUAUGCCUCCAUCGAGGUCUUUAACAAGGAGUUCAAACCCAAGAUGACCGAAGCUGAUGCGCUUUCCAUGCUCAGUAUGAGUACGGAGUUCGACCAAAUCCAAGUGAGAGAGUCAGAGAUGACGGAACUAGAGCUUCUGAUGAAGAAAGUUCCAUGUGACGUGAAAGGAGGGACAGAUACAAGUCAAGGCAAAGUCAAUAUUCUCCUUCAGAGCUACAUUUCUCGCCUUCCGGUCGAAGAUUUUGCCUUAGUUUCCGACUCAGCAUAUGCAGCACAGAACGGAGGACGCAUUGCACGAGCUCUGUUGGAUAUAGCGAUCAGCCGCAAGUGGGCUAGUGUGGCCACGGUUUUCAUGGGUAUCACUAAAGCUAUAGAGAAACGUCUUUGGCCAUUCGACGAACCUCUUAGGCAAUUUGAUCUCAAGGCCGAGAUUAUAUAUGGCUUAGAGAAUUCAAGAGAGGAGUACUCGCCCGCGGAACUAGCUUCCAUGACUCCGGUAGAGCUGGGUAAUCUAGUUCGCUUAAAUGAACGGCAUGGUCAAGCGCUCCGGAAUGCAGCUCGGCAGUUCCCUACGGUCACGAUGGCUAGCUCACUUCGACCGUUGGGGUCAAAUGUCCUCAAGAUUGCAAUUUUGGUUACUCGAAACUUCGACUGGAACGUCAAAGUGCAUGACUUGGGAGAGCCUUUCUGGCUGUGGGUCGAAGAUCAUGAAGGCAUCGAAAUUUUGCAGUUUGCGCACCUUCUAUUGCGGGAGUCGACAAACUCCCUUGAUGUGAAUUUCGUGGUUUCGAUACCGACCGACAUUCCUCCACCUUAUUUUACCGUCAGAUUUGUAUCUGAUAGAUGGAUGGGGGCCGAAGAUGAACUCCAUGUAUCUUUGGAUGGACUAGUUAUGCCUGCUCCCUCUCAUGGCCAUACCCCUCGUUUGGAUCUCCCAUUUCUCUCCCGUUCUUCGUUGUGCCUUCCUGUACUCGAAGAUCUCUAUUCAGCCCGACUUCACGAUUUCAAUGCUAUUCAAACACAAGUGUUUUGGAGUCUUAUUAACACUUCGAUGAAUGCGUUGGUAUCCGCUCCCGUUAGUAGUGGCAAGUCCCUCAUGGGACAUCUAGCAAUAUGGACUACCCUACUCCUCCAUCCGAGGUCCUUGGUGCUUUUCAUUGUCCCAAACCGAACUCUCGCUGCCCAAUCUCUCUUGGACUUCCGUGUCGUUUCCCAUGCACUUGACGUGACGGUCGAAUUGUCUUCUGGGGAAGGUUGCUUUUCUCCCUGCCGGACCAGCACAAUACGUGUCGUUACGCCGUCGGGACUGCUUGAGGCUGUUGAUAAGCGUAACCUCCGCCACGCAAACUAUCCAUCUGUUGUAGUGUGCGAUAAUUUGGAGCAACUUGAUGCAACCUAUGAACUCAGUAUAUCACUGCUACGACACACAACGCAAAAUCAUCUCACCCGAUACGUCGGCUUGUCGACCUCUCUCAAUGACCCCACGGACAUCGCUUCAUGGCUGGGUGUAGAUCCCAUGGCGCUCCACAGUUUUCGACCCACAGAUCGGGAUCAGUCACUCACAAUCACAUACCAGACUUUUACAAUACCGCAUUCAGCUGCACUGUUUAAGUCCAUGUCGAAACCAGCGUACAUGGCUAUCAAAAGCGUACCAUCUCGUGAAUCUGCCAUCAUUUUCGUCCCUUCUCGCAGUCAUUGCCGGACGGUGGCGCAAGAGCUUAUCACACAGUGCGUCCUAAACACGGAGACAGAGAGGGGCUUCCUCCCAGAAUUUGUACUUCCUCUUUACAUUGAAGACUGUUCAGCACGGUUGCAAGACCCGACAUUGGUUGAUUUCGUGACACGCGGUGUAGGGAUCUUCCACAGCGGGAUGUCAAAAGCAGAUCGGAAUCUUGUUCUGGAGUUAUUUGCUGAAGGCGUUGUUCGCGUACUUCUGUCGCCUCGUGAUGCUUGCUGGAUGCUGCCUGUCCGGGCGGGAGCCGUAGUGGUCAUGGGCACCCAGUAUAUUCAUCUUGAGAGAGAUGGCUCUGGGCCGCAGCUGCGAGAUUACAGUCUUGUUGACGUAGUCCAGAUGCAGAGCCGGGCUGUGAGGCAUGAUGCCCCUGGCCACUUCUUCCUCUUUUGCCAGGCGGAGGUUAGGGAGACAUUUUCCAAGUUCCUGGCUGAAGGACUUCCGCUUGAAUCGGAGCUGCUGGAUUCAUCCGUGUUUGAAAAAUGGUACAGGGAGAGGAGAAGAGACGGGUCCAUCAGAAACAAGCAGGAUGCUGUUCAAGCACUGUCCUUCACGCUCCUUGCGCGAAGGCUGGUCAGCAACCCGGUGUAUUAUGACAUGGAAGCGGGCUCGCAAAAUGAAAUCCUAUCGCGCCUUGUUGACAGACUUGAAGAGUCCGUUCUAUAG